CAUACGUGUUUGUCUCUCUGCAGUGCUUCCACCUCUCACUCGGACCAUUCAGUACAUACAAAAUCUGCUUCAGUUGUGUCAUCGGAUUCGGUCUCCACCUCCACAGACAACUUUUCUCCAGAUUUGAGGGUCCUCAGGGAGUCUAAUAAAUUGGCUGAAAUGGAAGAACCUCCUUUGUUGCCAGGAGAGACCAUUAAAGAUAUGGCCAAAGAUGUGACUUACAUCUGCCCGUUCACUGGAGCUGUUAGAGGAACCCUGACAGUUACAAAUUACAGACUGUAUUUCAAAAGCAUGGAAAGGGACCCUCCGUUUGUCCUAGAUGCUUCUUUAGGUGUGAUUAACAGAGUGGAGAAAAUUGGAGGCGCUUCCAGUCGUGGUGAGAAUUCAUAUGGGCUGGAAAUUGUAUGCAAGGAUAUUCGAAACCUACGAUUUGCUCAUAAACCUGAGGGACGAAGUAGGCGAUCCAUAUUUGAGAACCUAAUGAAAUAUGCCUUUCCAGUAUCCAACAACUUGCCCCUUUUUGCAUUUGAAUACAGAGAAGUUUUCCCAGACAAUGGUUGGAAGGUGUACGACCCUAUUUUGGAGUACAGAAGACAGGGAAUUCCCAAUGAAAGCUGGAGAAUAACCAAGAUAAACGAGCGCUAUGAACUGUGUGACACAUACCCUGCCAUUCUAGUCGUGCCCGUAAAUAUUCCAGAUGAAGAAUUAAAGAAAGUAGCAUCUUUCAGAUCAAGGGGUCGCAUACCAGUUUUGUCAUGGAUUCAUCCAGAAAGCCAAGCUACGAUCACUCGCUGUAGCCAGCCGAUGGUUGGAGUGAGUGGAAAGCGAAGCAAGGAAGAUGAAAAGUAUCUUCAGUCCGUCAUGGAUUCCAAUGCUCAAUCUCAUAAAAUCUUCAUCUUUGAUGCAAGGCCUAGCGUUAAUGCUGUAGCCAAUAAGGCUAAAGGAGGGGGCUAUGAAAGUGAGGAUGCCUAUCAGAAUGCAGAAUUAGUUUUUUUGGACAUUCAUAAUAUUCAUGUUAUGAGAGAAUCAUUGAGAAAAUUGAAGGAGAUUGUAUAUCCUAACAUUGAGGAGACUCAUUGGCUGUCCAAUUUGGAAUCAACUCAUUGGCUGGAACAUAUCAAGCUAAUUCUUGCCGGUGCACUUCGGAUUGCUGAUAAGGUGGAGUCAGGGAAAACCUCCGUGGUUGUGCACUGCAGUGAUGGUUGGGACCGAACAGCUCAGCUCACUUCUUUGUCCAUGCUCAUUCUGGAUGGCUACUAUCGAACAAUACGGGGGUUUGAGGUGCUUGUGGAGAAGGAAUGGCUGAGCUUUGGGCACAGAUUUCAGCUGAGAGUUGGCCAUGGAGAUAAGAAUCAUGCAGAUGCAGACAGAUCUCCUGUUUUUCUCCAGUUCAUUGACUGUGUCUGGCAAAUGACAAGACAGUUUCCUACAGCAUUUGAAUUCAAUGACUGUUUCCUGAUAAUCAUUCUGGACCACCUGUACAGCUGCUUGUUUGGGACAUUCCUAUAUAGCAGUGAGCAGCAGAGAGUGAAGGAGAGCCUUCCAAAAAAGACUGUGUCACUGUGGUCUUACAUCAAUAGCCAACUUGAAGACUUCACUAAUCCCUUGUAUGUGUGCUACUCCAACCAUGUCUUGUAUCCUGUGGCCAGCAUGCGCCACCUAGAGCUUUGGGUGGGAUAUUACAUCAGAUGGAAUCCAAGGAUGAAAUCACAGGAGCCCGUCCACAGUCGAUAUAAGGAACUUCUUGCCAAACGGGCCGAGCUGCAGAAGAAAGUGGAGGAGCUUCAGAGGGAAAUUACCAACCGAUCAACCUCAUCCUCAGAGAGAGCUGGCUCUCCAGCACAGUGCGUCACUCCUGUACAGACAGUUGUAUAACACGGACUUCUGUUAAGUACUUCCUGGACCACCUGAUAAGGGCAGUCUUUCUAGUAGGAAACUCUUUGAAAUUUAAGUCCUGGUGUCUUGGAGACACCAACAAUCUUAUUUAUUACAUUUCUCUCCAGGGUAAUUUAUUAGUACUGUAGCACUAGUGGAAGCUUAAGCAAAAACAAAUGGGCAGACCCCUAUGCAAUCUCCUUGGUGGCUAAAACUAACUGUAUUUGCCACCUGAAAACAAAACCAGGAGCUCUCAGCAACAUAGCUGUUGGAAGUCAUUUUGCUUUGAAUGAGAGACUCUUGCACUGGAAGGAAGUAUUCAGUAAGGAAAAUAUCUACAGAGGAGGAGGAGUUUGAAAAUUCUCUACCUUAUUGAAAGGAAACAAAGAGACUGAAGUAGGAAAUCAAUCUACAGAACUCAUAUCUGACUCAAACAGAACAUAGCCAUUGAAUAAUUUGACUUAUCAGUGUACAUACAGCUGUCAGUUGAAUUGUUUUGCCAACAUAUCACUGAAAGACAAAUGGUGAUAGGACCUGAAUAAUAGAAUGCUUUUUGCUGUUCAGUUAGAUUGGCUCUUCCCCACCACUUUUAUACAUCCGAGCAAAUUAGGCCAAGUUUACUUCUGUUGUGAAAGUCGAACUUAAACUACGAAGUCUGUGUAUACCUAAUGCUGCAAAGUGAUGCCUUAUUUACAGGAAGGGCAGUUUCUACCUAUGGCAGUGGAUGAGCCCACCUCCCUAGUAUCCCUUAGCUUGUCCAUUCUGGGACAGUUUACAUUCACCCCCCUACCCCCCAGGAGUCAUAACUUAUUUUAAUUGAUUCAGUACUAUGAAGUAAAUAUUGAUUAACGAGGGGAUAGGAAACAGAUCCCCCACUAGUUUCUGCAGCUAUUUUUUUUCUAUGCCUCGUAUAUGAGAGGUGGCAAAAUACAGGAUAUAAAAUGUGGCAAGGGCAACACUUGCUGGGAUCAGCUCAAUUUCAUUUUGCUUAGGUAAGUGUAAACAGCUAUUUCCAUAUUGCAGUGUGGGAUUAUGAUGUAUUUAAAAUUCAAACUGACAGUUUUAUUUAUGUUAACAGUAAGUGCAUUGACCAAAGAAAGCUUCCUGCAUGUAUUACAAUCGCAACGUAAAAGUAGUGGUCAGUUGAUGGCAUUGUGUAGAUGCUAGUGUAAUAUUUCAGCACUAGUUAAAUACUUUACUCUGUAAGAGAAGAGUACAGUGUACUAGGAGCAAAGAAUCACUCUCACUGGCAUAAUGAUCAAUUAAACUUUAUCCAAAAAUCAA
Molecule: messenger RNA, 3159 nt
Organism: Pelodiscus sinensis (Chinese soft-shelled turtle)
Lineage: Eukaryota; Metazoa; Chordata; Testudines; Trionychidae
Source: RefSeq, a predicted model, not a curated record